This is a messenger RNA of Lasiosphaeria miniovina, 3606 nucleotides long. RefSeq lists its product as uncharacterized. The record is from RefSeq and is a predicted model, not a curated record. Lineage: Eukaryota; Fungi; Ascomycota; Sordariomycetes; Sordariales; Lasiosphaeriaceae. The coding region runs from base 114 to 3473 and encodes 1119 amino acids. The transcript has 4 exons.
CCUUGCACAGCCACAAGGAGGGGUUAGGCGGCGGAUGCAUACUUGUGCCCAACGUUCGUCCUUGAUCGCAAAACCCUCAGUUCCCAACGUUGAAGACUUGUAGUUCGCCUACAAUGUCGAAACUACCAUUGUAUAGUAAUGGCCUCACAGUCGUUUACAAGCCCAACACCCCCUGCAUUGUAGACAUCGUUUUCGUCCAUGGGUUGCAAGGACACCCCUACCGCACAUGGUCCUCAACAUCAGUGCCGAACCUUCACAAACCCGCAAGGACCUUGGCUUGGUGGACGUCAAAACUCAGAGGUUCCAAGGAGCCGCCGCAUCCGGCCGCCAUAUUUUGGCCAUGCGACUUGCUCCCGAGCAUGUGUCCUCGGGCUCGCAUUGUCAUGUAUGGUUACGACACUAUGAUCACCAAAUACAUGACGUCCGCCACGAGCCAAAACACAAUUUACUCACAUGCCAAGGACCUCCUGUUUGCUCUCUGCCGAGAAAGCGAAAGAGAACUCGACCCCGAUCGCCCGUUGAUCUUUGUGGCCCACAGCCUCGGUGGGAUAGUGGUCAAAGAGGCUCUGGCGGCGUCCUCGGUGUCCGCCGAUUCUCAACAAAAAAAUAUUGUCGAGUCUCUUGCCGCUACCGUGUUUCUCGGAACGCCUCAUCGGGGAAGCCUCGACUUUGCGGCUGCUGGGGAGCGGGCACGCUUUCUCAUCAGCGCCUUGGGCGCCCAGACAGCACCCACCAUGCUGCAGGCACUCGGUCUCAAGACCACCGACCUGGAGCGUGCUCAAGAGUCCUUUUCGGGACUAUGGCAGAAACACAACUUCCGAGUCAAGACUUUCCAAGAGGGACUCGGACUUACGGCCAUCAACUUCAGUAUCCUGGGAAACAAGGUGGUCCCAGACUACUCGUCGUCUCUGGGCGACCCACGAGAACACGCAGAAACUAUACACGCUAACCAUCGGGACAUGUGCCGAUUCACCGGCACCGAUGACCCUGGUUUCCAAAAGGUUGCCGGGGAGCUGAGGUCUAUCUGCAUGGCUAUCGAAAACAAACAACACAAUGAUGCAGCAGCAAAACCUGGCGUGCGUUCACCGAGCAUCAACUCCAUCCAACUCAACGGUAGCAAUAUCGGCGGCCUCAGUGCGUCUGAGAAGAAACUGCUGCAGUCCCUCUGGUUCCCCGGCAUGCACACUCGCUGUCGGAAUCUGAAAGAGCCAGCAGAGCGGACGGGCCACUGGCUGUUUGAAGACAGGCUAUACACGGGAUGGUUCAGCGGACAGAGCCGAGCCCACCACCAGGGGAUGCUUGAGCUGAAGGGAAAGCCCGGCUCAGGAAAGUCGGUGCUGAUGGGGGAAGCGUAUCGUCGCACCGUUCGGCAAAAACAGGGUGGUUCUGCCUGCCGCGUCGCCGCCCACUUCUUCGACGCCAAACAAAGCAACAGCCUGCAUUAUUCGAAACUCGGCGCCCUUCGAUCGCUGUUGUGCCAACUUCUGCUCCAGGAUCGAGAGUUGCUGUCCUGGGCUGCGUCUCGCUUCCACGACAAGUGCAAAGAUGCCGGCUACGAAGCCCACAGGGUACCGGGCAAUGGUGCCGGUAUUCAAUCGACUGGGGAGGAGCUCGAACGACUAUUGGCCGGCGUUUUGACACGCCAGCUGGCCGGUAGGAAAACCUACAUUUUCGUCGACGCGCUAGACGAGUGUCACGACAUGCGGGAUAUUGCCUACUUUUGGAGGAGUAUUACCCAGAGAGCCUACAGUUUGAAUGUCGACCUUAACGUCAUGCUAUCUUGCAGGCAUUUCCCCAACAUCGUAAUCGCAGGCUGUCCAAGUAUCCUGGUUGACCAGAACAACACGCGCGACAUCAGCACGUAUGUGGAGCAGAGGUUCAAGCUCGGCAUUGCUGCCCAGGAGUCAGAGUGGCCACUGCUGCGAGAUGCCAUCCUCGCAAAAGCCAGGGGCGUCUUCUUGUGGGCGGUUUUGGUUGUGGAUAGUGUGGUGGACAAAUGGGAACAAGGGGACGGACUGUUGUCCUUGCUGAGCCACCUCGAUGUCCUGCCGAACGAGCUUCAAGAUCUCUUCUCGCAGCUCUUCGCAGCCCUCGAACCAGAAUCUCGAGACCACACCUUGCGGCUGUUCCAGUGGGCCGUGUUAUCCGCCCGGCCUCUCCGCCUCCACGAGUGGCAUCACGCCCUGGCCUUUAUCCAACAACUGCCGCCCACGUCACUUAAGAAAUGGCGGGCCACGGAGUACUUUACCAGGGGUGAUAACCAUCUUGAAAGAAAGAUCCGCGCCAUUUCCAAAGGAUUGCUGGAAAUUACGAGCAGUUCGGUGGAACCCUGCGCCGAUGAGGGCUCAGAGUCGACGGCAUCCAAAUACGCUGGAGCCGGAUCAUUCGUCCUGGACCACGGCGAAACUAGGAUCAUCCAGGCCAUCCACGACUCAGUACACCAGUUCUUCCAAUUUGGUGAAGGAUUCCAGAUCCUCCGGGGCCAGGAAUCCUGCUCUGAGCCCGGUUUUGACAGAGUCCUGGGCGACGGUCACGUUUCCAUCAUUGCUACCUGUCUAGACUAUCUGAACAUUGUCGAACUGGACGCCUUGGUUGAAGCACGGAUCAAGGCUGCAGAGGCCCGGGGUGAGGAGCAUCCGCACGUACUGCUAGAGCCGAUCCUCGCGUCCGGAGCAGGGACGCCCGAGAAUAGGCAAGAUAGCAAAACUUGUCCAUCACCGACGGAGCCGGAAAGCAUGGACGCAAUCACGCGAUGGGCAGCCAGCGUUAUCCAAGACCCCGACGUCCCCUAUCACGAGCCCAUGCCAAUACUGCCGGACAACUGCUCGGACACGGGCGUCUCAAUUGAAUCUCAGGAACUGGAGGACUACCCAGCCCUCCUCUCAUAUACAAUUGACCAGUUUCUUUAUCACGCCCGGCAGGCCCAGGCUUUGGGAGCGGACCCGGGACCUGUUCUUGAGCGGCUCAGGGACAAAGACAGGUGGAACCGCUGGAUGGCGCUCACAGAGGAGCAGUCUCCGUGGCCCAGCUUUGCUGUCUAUUUCGCAAACGAAGGGUUCGCCAGAUUCCUGGACACAAAGUGCACUAAGCCCCCAGAGCCGAACGCGAAAGAAGUUGCCAGUGGCAGCGGCCAACUCACCGAGCACCCCCGUAGCGAACCUGUUCUGGACUUCCUCACUCACCGAACGAAAAGCCUGAGCGACUCCGCGUCUAAAGCAGCCCCUCUUCAUCCCUUGAGAAGAAAAUCUAGUAUUCACAGCUUUUGUUCCGCAGCUAGCGUCAAGACCGGUUCCAUAUGCGGUAGUGGCGAACACAGCACCAUCAAAAUCACCAUCUCAUCAAAAGGCCUUAGGCAGAAAGAUCUCAGCCGGUACCUCAGCCUAAUAUUUCCGCAAGGGUUUAAUAUCCUCGUUGGUUUCGUAUGCUAUCGAGCUCCCGAGGAGGUUAAACCCGACAGAGCUUCAAGAUAUUGAUUUGUUGUUGAGAGGCGACCAAUCGGACGUUGAUGAGUUCCUGAAAGACUUGGCAGAGGAGAUAUUGGCAGAGGAGAUAGGGACUGUGGGGAUAUCGCAGGUGGCAGAGGACCCAGCGGAAUGAAUAAACCUA